AUGCAGCUGAGACCAAGACUUAAAAAUAAUCAGAAGCUGCAACAACAUAAACAUCCAAAAAGCAGAGAGAUCUCACAGAACUUGAAUGGUAAUACACAGCAAACAUUCGAACUACCUCCCGCUGCUGAGCUUAGCAUGGCUGAUCGAAAGCUUUUGAAGGAUUUUCGUAAAAGAAUGGAUAAGUUUCAACAUGUUGUUUGUCCUGUUUGUAAUGAAAGUUAUCUGUCAAUGGUGCUUGUAAAAGGAAAAUGUCGACGGUGCUAUAGUGAAAAGAUCAUGCCUAAUAAAUUUUCCGCAGAUAACAAUAUGGACCCAGGAGACAUUCCAGAAGAACUUCAAGACCUCACAGAGAUUGAAGAAAUGCUUAUUGCAAGAGCCUUUACUGUAAUGUCCAUAUACAGAUUACGCGGUGGUCAGUAUGGAUACAGAGGAAAUGUUGUAAAUUUUCCUCAGGAUAUAUGUGAAUUUGCAACACGGCUUCCACGGCAUCCAUUGUCAUUGGAAGUUCUAAUUGUACAACGCCAUUCUGCUCAUGAUUUAACAGCAUUCCGAGAUUUUACUGUCUGUCGGGCAAAAGUCACUUGUGCAUUACAUGAAGAACUUGCUAUUAAAAGCACACUUAAUCGAAUACAAUUCGAAAAUCCGCCCAUGACAUGGCCACAGAUUGACAAUAGUCCUAUAAAUGAGUUCCAAACCCCAGGUUAUAUUGCAAUGGCAUUCCCAACAUUAUAUCCAACUGGAAAAGCAGAUCUUCGUGCAGAACAUAUUAGAGAUAUAAAGCCAGCUGAAUACUUCAAGCAUCUACUUAGAUAUAAGGAUGGAAGAUUUGGACAGCACACCCGUUGGCGUUACUUUGCAUUGAAUUCUCAGAUGCGAUGGCGGGCAUUGCAAGAAGGGAAAAUAUAUGUUAAGCAAAACUUAAAUGAUGAUGAACUUACUGUUAAUGACAUCCAAGAGAGAAUUGCAACAGGUGAUAAACACAUGGCUGAUCGGAUAAUGCAGUAUGGCAAUGGAAUAUGUGGAUCACGGCAAUUCUGGAUGGCACGGAGAUGUGAGCUGGCAGACAUGAUCAAACAGCUGGGUUCAAAUGGAAUGAUAUUUUUUACAUUUAGUUCUGCUGACCUGCAUUGGCCUGAAUUGCAUAAGUUAAUGCCAGAAAGAAAUACAAAAGAAAAUGAAUACACAAAACUUUAUCAUACAAACCUUGUUGAUAAUCCACAUGUAGCUGCUUGGUUUUUCAAUAAAAGAUUUGAAAAAUUUUUCAAUUAUGUGCUGAAGAAACAUUGGAAUCUGGAAGAUUGGUGGUACAGAUUUGAAUGGCAACAUCGUGGCAGUGUCCAUGUACAUGGUAUUGGAAAGAUAAAAAAUGGACCAACAAUUGAAUGGGAAAAAAUAAAAGAUGAUGAGAAUGCAAUGAAUGAGAUAGUCAAAUAUGCUAAUUGCCUAGUUACCACAAUUAAUCCAGGGAUUGAUGCACCUAUUCCAAACCGUCAUCCAUGCCAGAAGGAUCAUAGUGAACUGCAAGAUGAUUUGCAAGAUUAUAUUGAUCUAAUUAAUAAGCUGCAGCGACAUACCAGAUGCAGUCCUUCUUACUGUAUCCGCAUUAAUCAAAAAGGAGAACAGAUAUGUAGGUUCAAAUAUCCCAAAGAAAAGUCAGAUCACACAUUUGUGCGUGAUGAUGGCCAUGGCAGACCAGAACUUGUAACAGCACGAAAUGAUCCACUUAUAAAUCCACACAGCAGAUUACAACUGCAAGGAUGGCAGGCAAAUGUUGACUUAAAACCUAUCCUCAGCACACAUGCAGCCCUACAAUAUAUUUCUAAGUAUGCAAGUAAAUCUGAACCAUGGUCAGUAGCAUUUUCAGAAAUAUACAACCAGAUACUUAGAACAAGUCAGAAGAAUGAACCUUCCCUGAUUACAAUUCAGAAGCUCCUCCUCCACAGUGUUUCUGAGCGUGAUAUUUCAGCUCAAGAAACAGCUCAUCUUCUUCUUGGAAUUCCUCUAUACCAUUCAAGUCGUUCAUUUGUUACAUUAAAUCUUAACAAGGAAUCACCACGAUGGCUUCACGGUAGUGGAAGUGAGAAAGGAACAAGCAUAAGCAAUAAAUUUGGAUGCACAGGACAAUCUCCUUUGACAAAGUACUGGAAUAGACCUGUAGAAUUUGAAGACUUUUCACUAUUUCAGUUAAAUCUAACACACAGAUUUGUUAAUGGAAAUUGGAAAAAAUGUACAAAAGAAAACAUAGUCCGAAUAUGGCCACGACCAUCACCAAUACAUCAAGGAUCUGAUUGGGAAGAAUUUUGUCGAGUAAAGGUCCUUCUUCAUGUCCAGCACAGAAAUAUUGAACAAUUGACCAAAAGUGGUGAUAUCAAAUGGUCAGUACUGUAUGAUCAUUAUAUUGAAGAGAUCAACAAUAGCCCAAAUGACCUGCUUGGACCAGCUACAGACAAUAAAGAAGAGAUUUCUGAAGAAGAGGAGCUACUGGAAGAAGAAAAUGAUGAUGAUCAGGAUGAGUACAGACCUGAUUGGAUGAUUCUUGCAGAGAUGGGACCAAAUGCAAACAUAGAGCAUUCAUCUGACUUGGGAAACUGUGAUAUGGAUCGAAAUCAUGAUUGGCUUAAUGAUGGUAAACAACAUUAUAAGGCUUCAGAUCUUGCAGAUGCUAACAAUUUUUUGCAACACAUAACUGAAAAUGAGCUAGAAAAUGAAGGAGAUGAAAAUCAUGGUAAUGUCAACUAUGAUAGCUUGAAUAAAAAGCAACGGAUAGUAUUUGAGAGGAUAAAAUCACAUUACCACAGCAUACUCACAAACUCUCAAACUGAACCACUAAGAAUCAUCAUCAUGGGAACAGCAGGAACAGGUAAGUCAUACCUUAUAAUGGCAAUCAGACAUAUGUUUUGUGAAGUGGCAGGGAAGACUCCACUACUUGUACUUGCACCAACAGGAGUUGCAGCCUUCAAUAUUAGAGGGAGAACAGUUCACUCUGCACUAUCUAUACCAAUAUGUAAUAGUAGUAAUAACCUAGAUAUAAAUGGAGAACGGUUAAAAAUAUUACAGCAAAAGUUAGAAGGUGUAAAGUAUAUCAUUAUAGAUGAAAAAAGUAUGAUUGGGCGCAGGAUGCUUGCUUUGAUUGAUAUAAGGCUACGACAAGCUUUUCCUGAACAUAACAAUGAACCUUUUGGUGGACGAUCAAUAAUCUUGUUUGGUGAUUUUGGGCAGCUUCCACCUGUGCUCGAUCUUCCCAUGUAUGCUAGCAAUCAGCAUGACACAUUGUCAAAUGAUGGAUUUGCUGCUUAUAAGCAAUUUCAGGAAGUGUACAAGCUUGAUGUAAUUCAACGGCAAUCUGGAGAUUCUGAAGAGCAACAAAAAUUUAGGGAGAUUCUCUUACGGUUGCGUAAUGGAGAAUCAACUAUAGAAGACUGGGAAAAGCUCAGAUCCUUGAAUUGUCCAGUAGCUAAAAUCCUUGCUAUACAUACUGGUGGCAGGGAGGCGAAAAAUGCUGAUUCUGAUAUGGCAAAAGGACUUGAAGCUCAGGUGUUCUUAGCCAGAGGGGCACGUAUCAUGUUAACAGCAAAUCUGUGGACAGCAGCUGGGUUAGUUAAUGGCUCCAUGGGGACUGUUCGGGAUAUUAUCUAUAAUGACCAAGGACCACCGUACCUUCCUACAGUAGUCUUCAUUAGCUUUGAUAAGUACAAAGGGCCAGCCAUUACUGCCUUAGAUGGAACCAAAGUUGUCCCAAUCACACCAAUCCGACGUACUUGGGAAAGUAAAAAUGGAAGAGUGUGUUCGCGAUUACAAUUUCCAGUUUGUCUUGCCUGGGCCAUCACAGUGCACAAAAGUCAGGGACUCACCUUACCAAGAGUUAAAAUAGAUCUUGGAUCAAAAGAAUUCGCAGCAGGUCUUUCUUUUGUAGCAGUGUCUCGUGUGCGUGCUCUAGAAGAUCUUCUCUUUAAACCUUUCAGUUUUGAAAGGCUCGAACGAAUCAAGCUUUGCAGAAGACUACAAGAAAGGAAGGAAGAAGAAAAAAG
Molecule: messenger RNA, 4028 nt
Organism: Paraglomus brasilianum
Lineage: Eukaryota; Fungi; Glomeromycota; Glomeromycetes; Paraglomerales; Paraglomeraceae
Source: the annotation of a GenBank genome assembly